Molecule: messenger RNA, 792 nt
Organism: Paramecium tetraurelia
Lineage: Eukaryota; Ciliophora; Oligohymenophorea; Peniculida; Parameciidae
Exons: 1
Source: RefSeq, a predicted model, not a curated record
AUGUAGAAAUCUUUUGAGAAUGAUUAAUAAAUUGGUUAAGCUUAAAACUUCCAAAGUCAGGUUGAUGAAUCAAGGGGUAUAUUGCCAAUCAGUAGGUUCAGUGAUCAAUUAGACUUUAAAUACAGUCCUUAUCUAACAUAAAUCCAAGAAUCAAAUAACAUUGUAAUCCCUUUUACUCCAGAAUAACAAUAAAGUCCUAAUUUAGAAGAUAAACUACUCGUUAAUGCCACUGAGGAUUAGAAAUUGAAAUUCUUUCGGUCAACACUCUACUUGUGGCUGACGUGGGAGUCUGUCAUGUUUGUAAUUUUGCUUUUCAAUGUCAUGCAAAUAGAAGUCUACUGUAAUCAGAUAAAAGGACUUAUACUAUUUGGAUUUCUGUUAUUCGGUGCAUAUGCUUUAAUCUUGAUAAAAUAUAAGAUUGAAAGGAAAAUAGGAUGUCUGGAUGUCAUAAAUAAUAAUAAUAUUGAUAAACUAAUCCUUUUUAUGGUAAUGGUAGUGGAAGGUUUUUUCCAUGUUAAGUUAAUUGCCGUUAUUGAAUGCUUUUGUGUGGGGAAUAGAGUUUAUGGAAAAAAUUUUGAUUUUUAGAUGGAAAAACAAAUAGUUUAUUAAGGGAUAUUAAUCCACUUAUCGAUAUUAAUAUCAAUUGGUUUCAUUUUAGUUACGACAUUGAUAUAAUAAAAGAUAGAUCCAAAAUGUAAAUAAGUGAGUUAUAUAAUUAGAAUAUUUCAUAAUUUCUUCGAUUAUUUCCUUAUUGCUGGGAAUAAUGUAUUAAGCAGCUUCGCCAGAAAUUGA